Molecule: messenger RNA, 2450 nt
Organism: Pseudopodoces humilis (Tibetan ground-tit)
Lineage: Eukaryota; Metazoa; Chordata; Aves; Passeriformes; Paridae
Gene: EDN2
Product: endothelin 2
Biological process (GO): regulation of vasoconstriction; regulation of systemic arterial blood pressure by endothelin; intracellular calcium ion homeostasis
Cellular component (GO): extracellular region
Molecular function (GO): hormone activity; endothelin B receptor binding
Source: RefSeq, a predicted model, not a curated record
GGCUGGAAGAGCCGGGACAGCAGGAAAAGCCCAGGAGAAGCCCUAAAGCCGGCAGCGCAGAGCCGCGGUCAUGGGCAGCCACCCCGGCGUGCUGCUGGCGCUCGCCCUCUGCGCCCUGCUGGAAGCCGGUCUGGGCCAUCCCCCGGCCGAGUCGCACCUGGCCGCGCCGCCGAGGAGCAAGCGAUGUUCCUGCAACAGCUGGCUGGAUAAGGAAUGCAUCUACUUCUGUCACCUGGACAUCAUCUGGGUCAACACACCUGGGCACACCGCUCCCUACGGCUUGGGCAGCCCGCCAAGGCGGCGCAAGAGGUCGGCGGGCAGGUGCGAGUGCCGGCACUCCAGGGACAGCUUCUGUGCCACCUUCUGCCAGGGCAGGCCUGGGUACCUCCAGAGUCUGAAGCUCCCCAUGAGCUCCGGAGCAUCAGCGAGGUCUCUGCAGAGCGGUGCCACGAGGCCUCCCCACCACGGGCUGCUGAGAGCUCUCAGGGACCUCAGGGCCUCCAGCCCGCGCUCCAGCCACCGCCAGCAGCGCUCCCGGAGGGACACACAGCCACCGGCUCUGCCCUGGGAAAAAAACACCUGGAGGAAGAAGAGAUAAGAGGCAGGUGCACACCAAGCUCACCAGAAGAAUUGGGAGUCCUGUGGGUGCCACCAGCUCCGCUGCUGGCUGUUGGAGCUGAAGGGAAGGCCGUGAGCGGAAGGAAGUGGAAGUCUCCGUGCUCCUGCUGCGUGAUCCGGCACUCGAGGGACUGCUGUAAAGGGAAAAACUCUCUCCAUACAGCCAGAGAAGUGUCCUGGAGCUGAAUUGUGCCUUUCUGGAUCAGGCAAGGGUCGUGCUGGAGCAGCACCAGCCAGACCCUGCCCUGGAGCCUCGGCAGGGGCUCAGCCCACGUGUGGUGGGUGAACUGGGGGGCUCUGGGCAGUGCUGGACCCAGCCCAUGUGUGGUGGGUGAACUGGGGGGCUCUGGGCAGUGCUGGACCCAGCCCAUCGCUGGCCUGGGCUGCUCUGCCUCGGAGCUGGCCCCGUCCAGAGGGGUUUGGCUGCUCACUGUGGUCAGGGAAGAGCUGCCCCCAGCCCGAGCCCACCUUUGCACUAUUCUGUCAGUCAGUGCCUGUGGAUGAAGCUGCUGUGGUGGAACAGCUCUCAGUUUGUAUUAAAAGUUUAUUUCAUCGUCACCUGGAGCCAGCUGAGCAGUCAAGGGCGCUCACUGGCUGAGAAAUCACUGGGGUGGAUUUCCACUGAGGUCCUGGCUGAGGUGGAGGAUCAGUUAGCCCAGGGAGGGCAGCAAAGCCAGGUGUGGCUGCUGUGGGGCUGGCUUUGAGCAGGGCUUGAGCCUGGUCUGGGUCUGUGACCCCAUCUCUUCUCCUUGGACAUCCCCUCAGUGAGGAUUUCCAGCUCCUGAAUACCCCAGCUCUGCCUGAAGGGAAGGGCUGGGGCAGAGAGGGGUGGUGAGGAGAGGGCAGCAAAGCCUGGCUUGCUGCUUGGCUUAGGGCAGCUCUGAGUCAGGCUCUGGGCAGUAAAUGACCACCCAGGGGUGUCAGGUCACCGUGGGAAGGGGAACCUGGGUGGGGAAUGCAUCAGGUGAGGGGCAGCCAGGUAGGGAUGGUGUGGAGGGAAGGACUGGUGGGAACAGGGCUGGAGCUGGGUGAUCUUUAAGGUCCAUUCCAACCCAAACCCCGCCGUGAUUCUGUAAGAGAGCACAGCCCUGUCUGAGCUUAGGCUCGGGUUUUAACCCAGAUCUGCUGGCUCAGGGGAGAGAAAGAAAAAUUUGGGAAAACCACUGAGCCCAGGGCCUAGAAACCAACCUUGCAGGCAAGGGCAGCCUCAUGGCUCCGGAGCUGUGCCACAAAUGCACUUUUGUCUGCCUGGGCAGAGCUCUACAGGAACCCAGGGCUGCACCUGGGCAGGUGGAGAGCUGCUCUCCACUGCUGGGUCCUCUGCUGCCCACGCCAGGACUGCACAGGAGCUUUGGAAAGGCUGCUUGAAGUUGGUGGUGGACCAAAAUCUGUGGCUGUUGCAUGUGUAGUCCCAAUGGACAAGAAAAAGAAUUCCUUGAUUUUGCUUUAAGCCCUGGAGAGGGGAAAAAUAAGACCAAUUGAUUGUAUUGUGAAUCAAACGGCAGAUUAAUCAUUUGGUCCCCAAAGCUGCAGAGAAUCUGUUUUUAUCUUUGACCUUCUGAAGGUUGGAGUCACUCUAAAAAAACCGAAAGAAGAAAAUCCUGAAAGGGUUUGUUCCAGAGGAAAUUUUGCACAUGGUUUAAUGUGAGUAAUUUAAAAUAAAACUUCUGCUGUAAAGUACUCUGUCAAUCUCCUCGUGUGUGUAAUGUCCCAGCCUGAAGUGACUUAUUGCACACCUGCCAUAUGUAGCAUCCUGAAAUCUGUAUAUUUAUUUAAAUCUAUUGAUUUUUUUUCUUAGACAGUGAUUUUCAAGAUGUAAUUUGUAAUAAAUA